CCAACGGUAACGUUUAGUUUAUUUCGUUUGGCCGUUCACUUCAGUUGAGUGCAAUGGAGAUGCAACCAUUUUGUGUGAUUUUUUUCUCCAACCGUACCUGCUUCCAUUUCUGAACCGUUGGGCAGAAUUUCAUUCUGUUUCAAAGCAUCCGGCGAGACGCAUGCAGCAGCUUCCCAUUGUAAUUGAGCAUACAAAUUUGGCCAGUAAAGCAAGCGGCGACUUUUGCCUCGUUGUGAAUGCAAGUGCAGUACGAAAAGUUUGCUACUUCGAUACGGGCGUGUAGAAGAAAUCGACGCACCAAAAAGGGUCUCUGUCGGCCGGAUGCUGUAAGUUUUUUUGUUCCCGCUGCAAUUUGCACACGCUUUCCAGCAAGGUGGCACAUCGAAGAAGCGACAGAUCGCACAUGAUUUAGCAUGCUUUCUUCGUUCAACGGCCCGACGGCUUGAUGUGGAUGGUGCAGUUUUGGAUUGUAGUUGAAGCUGCAAAUAGGACCAGGUAUUUCAUAAAAGAGACGUCUUCGUAUUGAGCUGUAACCAUAGCUACACAUACGCCUCCCAAUGGAAGAUAACACGAUAAGCAUGUUUAUGGAUGUGAAGUUGGACAUCCGGGAGAGGAAACUGGAAUUUUCUCACAUGAAGUCCUGGUCGAGAUAUUUCGUGCGGGUAGAAGCCGUCAAAUGUUUCCCGUGUUAUAUGCGCAUCUCGUUCUUCACAGCACCCACCGAUCUUACCACCGAUCUGAUCGUGCGCAUUAACAUUCCCGGACUCACCGUACAAAUGGCCACGUCACGUACGAAACAACAUUCGUACGGUUUAUUCUGGAAAAACAAUCGCAAACGCUGCUGUGCCUAUUUCGCGCUGGAAACGCAACUACUGUGCGAACGCCAUCUGCGCUGGAUGAAAAAAUCCAUCCGUAACCUUGAGCUGUAUCGGCAGGAGAUGAUGCAGUUGCGCCGUGCUAGCCGAACACCGCUGUACGAAAUACGGCAGGAGAUGCAACCGCUCGAUCCACUUGCUGUGGCAGCAACGGCCGACGGAGGUAUGUGCGAUGAUAUGGGUAUUUAUCAGAAUCUUGACAACACGCAGAACAUUAUGGGUCUGCAGGAUAUACUUGGCCCGUUACCUACCGUACCGGUAGUGGAACGAACCGAACCGAAUUCGGCUAACUGGUCGAGGCGUGUUUCUGGAAUGUCUGGCAUUUACGAAGAAAUUCGUGACGAUCUAGCGGCACCUAAUUCACGCUUAUCGCGAGCCUCGAUUGCUUCCGGCAUCUACGAGGAAAUGAAACUAGUGAUCGCAAGUGGUGAAGCAAUAAAGGAAGAAGUUGUUACACCACCUCCACCACUGCCACCCCGCACACGUUCGAAUACGAACGAAGGGUUUGAUCUGCAGCGUUCGUACACGGCACCAGAAGCGGAGCUAAUGAAGAAGAAACGUCACCACUGGCUGCGCUUAGAAUCGAUGUUUGGUCGUCGGCGUACCACUAGUACCAAUUCACAAGGUUCGGGGUCAGAUAAAAAGAAUCGAAAGGAAUGCAAAAUUGGCACAAGAAAAACGGCCACAGUUGGAUGUUCUGAAUCGGAAAAAGCUGGCGCCGUAAUCCACCGGGAUAAGGUGUGCCGAUUGCGAUUGGCCGAGAAUAAGCGUAACAGUUUCUCUAGUCCUGAUCUAAGCCGGUUGAAAAUAAGCGAAACACCCGAAGGAGCACUAUGUGACGAUGGAGUUGGCAAUACGUCUUGUGACAAUCUGUCGGAUGGCGUUGGGUCGUGUACGUCCGAGUUUUAUCUACAGCGAGAUAUCGACUACAUCGAGGAGGAUUGUUGCUUUGCUUCGUCCGAGUUUAUCAAUACGUCCGGUAUGUCUCUGGUUGAGGAAAGUGAACCAAACGUGGAACAAUACCCGGAAGGGUUCGGGUUGGUUGUACCGGAUUUAAGGCGUUUGAACAUUUCUGAACGAAUUCUGGAUGGUUUUAAUCGUUCGGCAAACUCUUCGACGGUAAAUCUGGUGGGCUGUGUGGCAGCAAUAGGAGAGGAAAAUUACGAGAUAGAAAAUGGUUCCACACAAGCGUCAGCCACUGUUGCCUGUCCUCCACCGAUUAAGGAGGCGGAUUUGGACGGUUACCUUGAGAUGGGGCCGGUCGGCACAGGGUUUAACCGACAGAAGUUGUUAGAAGAGGUUGUGAUGUAUAGAAACAAUCCUCUGCCACCGAUAGCAGCGAAAAGAUUAGAAUCAAGUGUGCCAGAUGGUGAAGAAUCCAUCUAUAUGAGCAUGGGAGGAACGGAGAAGGUACUGCAGGAACCGAUACGAUCAAGUUCGACCAGUAGUAGCAGUAGUAGUACAAACAGUAGCAGUGGCGUUAGUAGCGCUAGUGAACAUAGCUACGCCGCUUCACACGAUGGCACGGGGAAGCAUCGCUGUUCGGUAGAUGAUAAAAUUCCUUCCUACUAUCCGAACGAAGAUUCACAGCGAACGUCACCGAGCUCCAAGCGUAAAGGGACCAUCGAAGACAACCCAAUGACUCCACCUGCAACCACACUACCAAGAAUGGUACGAUCCGCACAACGAGCCGAAUCGACGGUUGAACAGCAUGAUCGUAUCCAAGCAUCGUUCCGUACACCGAAAGCAAGCAGCCGCCGCUUGCGUACGUUACAUGGUGCACGAUUGUCCCCGAAAGAUGCGGCUCACCAUGUCGAGUCUGCCGCUGGAAGUGGUUCGGAAUGUUCUCCAAAGCUUUACCAAAAGUAUGCAACCCUUGCGCGAUUGUCAUCAUCGCCUUGUAAAACUGCGGAGAAAAGUAAAAACCCGCUCGACGAUAAAGUGCCGGAAAAAGGAAUUGUAACCACACCGGUAACGACACCGAUCAGUAAGCGAUUUGGAUCGUUGCCGCGCUUUGGCAAAAUUGAUCUUUCACCGCUGAGGAUGAAAAUCAACAGCGUACUGCAGCGACAUAAUUCGGGCAACCUGUGAUCCUGUCGUCACAGCAGAAAGGGGGGAAGCGAACGUUUUGCGAAACGUUUUACUAAGAAGGAGAAAGUAUUGCUUUGAAGUGCAAAAUUUGUGAUUUAAAGUACUUAAACUGCUCAAUAUGUUACAGCUUUAGCUUUUAAGUUUUAAAUACGCAAGCAUUAGCAUAAGCAUUUUCGUUGUCUUUUUAAGAAUCUCACCUACGCUCUAAAGAAGGUGCUAUUGAACAUAUUUCAUUACACCGUCGCUGAAAGCUUCUCACUAUUUGCCCUUUUGCCUUUUACACGAUCGUACAACAAUCAUGGCGUUUUUGCACCUUACAAAGAAACGAUUAAACAUAAAUCGAUAGAAGUUAUACCUAAUCAUAAGAAAUUCAAGCGCAACAUAGACAAAUAUGGAGAUUUAGAUAAAAAAAACAACAAAUUCCUGUACCAAGGCUUCGACCAGUUUUAAGUGUACGUCAUGCAAUUAAGCUUUAGCUAUAGCCUAGCUCUUUUAAUUUUCCAUUCUCAAAUGGUGCUUUAGUGAAUGUUGAGGAGAGCUGUUAAAUUUAAGAAUGAUUUUAUGAAACACUAUACGCGCUGCAUUCUUUUAUUGAAGCGAUACUGCCAUAGCUUUACGACGCAAUGCUAGCGAAACGAUAGUAGAACUCCAGCUUAUUGUGGAUGAUAAAUACGAAAAUCAGCAUAUCUGGUGCAAAAUUACACCAAGCAAUGUGAAAUGUAGCAAUACGUACUCAGCAAAUCAGGAUCAAUUUUGAAAAGAAGAUAUUUUAAUGAACAAGAGGAAGAAUAUCGGUUGGCAGGUUUUGAACUGUGAUUUUCGCUCAGCAAUGGGUGGACAUAUCCCUCCGAACGAUAUCGAUUCUAAAUUUUCAAUACCACACAGGAAAUAGUAUGGAAAGGAACAAUUAAGGGAAUAAAAGUGUGACAGUGGAAUCUCGUUCUGCAAUUCCUGCCCGUGUAUCCUGCAUAACGGUCGAAGUGAAACAAGAGAAUUAACUGAUAUUUAGAUAGGCCAAGCAAACACUGCAUAUCAUGCCGCAUUUGAAUAGUUGUGCUUCAAAAAAUGGCUUGCAGAGUGUGUUAUCGUAUUAGUAGGUGCGCAUGAGCCAAGUAGUAAUUGUAAUGUGAGAUUAUAAUCGCCGCCACAAACGCCUGCAAACAAUCAUACCGAAAAAUGUACAAACAAGCCGGAAAUCUUCGCCAUGGAAGGGAGUUUUGCAUCUGUUGCAUUUAGGACAGAAACUUUUACAGCGUUGAUCACGGUUUAAAAUAAAGACAAAAUUAUGCUUAUUA
Molecule: messenger RNA, 4261 nt
Organism: Anopheles funestus (African malaria mosquito)
Lineage: Eukaryota; Metazoa; Arthropoda; Insecta; Diptera; Culicidae
Exons: 3
Coding region: 558-2966 (802 amino acids)
Source: RefSeq, a predicted model, not a curated record